Molecule: messenger RNA, 2796 nt
Organism: Daphnia carinata
Lineage: Eukaryota; Metazoa; Arthropoda; Branchiopoda; Diplostraca; Daphniidae
Product: trichohyalin-like
Exons: 2
Coding region: 135-2714 (859 amino acids)
Source: RefSeq, a predicted model, not a curated record
CCGUCGUUGGAAAAACGCUUCAUACGGCAGGUAAAGUACAGGUAUAUAAAGCCCGCGCUUUUCAGAUAAUCAAUCAGUUGACUUCGAGUCAAUAGUUUUGAACUAUCUCAAUAUUAUCGAACAAUUAUUUUGGAAUGAUUUUUAAAGUUCUUUUACUUAUCGGUUUAGUGGCGCAUUACUCCACGGCCAGGAGCGUCCAUUUGGACAAACGUAAUUCGGCUGAACGGCGUGCGGAGGCUGAAAGGAAUCCGGAAGAUCACGAGCCCAAUUUAACUGAAGUUAUUCACGAGGUAGAAAAUGUUCGCGAUACUUUCCUACGAAAUUUGUCAGAAGAGAUGAAAAAAAUUGAUUCCAAGCUGCAGAAAAUUAAAGAACGGCACGAACAUGAAAAACAAGAAGCUGAACGCGCAGCCGAAGUCCAACGUCCCAUCAAAAUGCGGCUUGAAGUGUCCGUCCCGGAGCGUGGAAAGAAGGUCUUCGAACUGGUGGCCAAUGGUGACCCAACUGAGCGCAAGGAGGGACGGCUUAGAGACUCCGACAAGCGUAAAAAAGAAGAAGGAUCGAGCGAAUCCAGUGAAUCUAGCGAAUCGAGAGAAUCCGGAGAGCGCAGAAAAGAAGAAUCAUCUAGGGAACGGCUUGAAAAGGAAGAAGCGAAAGAAUCUGCCGAACGCAGAGUAGAAGAAGAGUUUAAAGAACCCGAAGAAGAGAGAGGAGAAGAAGAGUCAUCGGGCGAACGCAGGGAAAAGGAAAAAGCUAAAGAAUCAGCCGAACGCAAAGUGGAAGAAGAGACUCGAGAAUCCAAGGAAGAAGAGGCUAGAGAAUCCGAAAAACGAAAAGAAGAAGAAGAAUCAUCCGCCGAACGCAAGAAAAAGGAAAAGGCGAAAGAAUUACUCGAAAAUGAAAUCGAAGAAGAGCGAAAACGAAAAGAUGAGGAAGAAUCAUCCGCCGAACGUAGAGAAAAGGAAAAGGCCAAAGAAUCCGCCGAACGUAAAGUGGAGGAAGAAUCUCGGGAAGCUCGUGAACGAGAAGAAGAGGAAGAAUCAUCGGCUGAACGCAGGGAAAAGGAAAGAGCCAAAGAAUCAGCCGAACGCAAAGAAGAAAAAGAGGCUAGAGAAUCCGAAAAACGAAAAGAAGAAGAAGAAUCAUCCGCCGAACGCAAGAAAAAGGAAAAAGCUAAAGAAUUACUUGAAAACGAAAUCGAAGAAGAGCGAAAACGGAAAGACGAGGAAGAAUCAUCCGCUGAACGUAGAGAAAAAGAAAAGGCCAAAGAAUCCGCCGAACGUAAAGUGGAGGAGGAAUUUCGGGAAGCUCGUGAACGAGAAGAAGAGGAAGGAUCAUCGACCGAACGCAGGGAAAAGGAAAGAGCCAGAGAAUCAGCUGAACGCAAAGCCGGAGAUGAGGCCCGAGAAUCCCGUGAACGCAAAGAAGAGGAAGAAUCUAAAGAACCCCACGAAGAGAGAGAAGAAUCAUCGGCUGAACGCAGAGAAAAAGAAUCAGCAAAAGAAUCAGCCGAACGCAAAGUAGAGGAAGAAGCAAGAGAAUCCCGCGAACACAAAGACGAAGAAGAAUCGUCUGCUGAACGCAGAGCAAAGGAAAUGGCACGGGAAUCUGCUGAACGCAAAGUAGAGGAAGAGGCUCAAGAAUCUCGUGAACGUAAAGAAGAAGAAGAAGAAGAAUCAUCCGGCGAGCGCAGAGAAAAAGAAAGAGCCAAAGAAUCCGCCGAACGCAAAGAAGAGGAAGAAUCAAAGGAACAGGAAGAGGAAUCAUCAGCCGAACGCAGGGAAAAGGAAAGGGCAAAAGAAUCCGCAGAACAAAAGGUAGAAGAAGAAUUUCGAGAAUCCGAAGAGCGAAAAGAAGAAGAAGAGUCUUCUGCGGAAAAAUCUGAUUUGAUGACAGCUCCCAGUGGCUCGAGUAUUGUCAUAAGCGUUCCACCGGAAUUGCAUCCUGAAGGAAAAGUGAACAUCGAAAUCUUUCCAGGUGAAGGCAAAGAAUACAUUGGUGAACCAGAGGAUUUAAGAGCUGAAGAGGAGCAUACCGAAGCUACAACCGAGGAGCCGAGCUCCACGGAGAGGUCUACAACAGAAUCCGUUACGACAGAACGUCCCACAGAGCGAACCAGUACAGAAGAAGAAAAACGAACAACUGAACGUCACAGAGAAGAAACAACUACAGAACGUCGAGGUGAAGAAAGAACUACAGAACGUCAAAGAGAAGAAACAACUACUGAACGUCAUGAAGAAGAAAGAACUACAGAACAACGAGGUGAAGAAACAACUACAGAACGUCGACGUGAAGAAACCACAACGAGUCGUCAUAAGGAAAGAUCUACCACCACAGAAGCCACUACUCCCGCGCCCGAAGAAGAGGAAGAAGAAGAAGAGGAAACCAUUUUACUUCCACCUGGCACUACAAAUAUUAUUUUUAACCUUCAAUCCAGCUCACGAAAUCAAGGAGAUGAAAGGCCGCAAGAGAAUAUCGAAAGCUCGAGGAACAGUCGUCCUAGCCAAGGAAAACUGUCGCGGCCGACCGAUGGCAAGAGACGAACAUCCGGCAGACGCUGUCCAGUCGGCUAUCAGUUUAACAUCUACACUCAAGACUGCAACUCUCCUAGCCGUAAUAUCAAUUACGGAUCUUAUUCGUUUUCCGGGUUCCCUCCUCAGAUUUCCUUUAAUCAGAACAGUCCUUUUAUAAAUUUAUUUGGUUCACGUAAAUAAUUGUAGUGAUCAAGAAUAGUAAUGUAGUAGAUGCAUAGUUUAAAAUCUGUUUUUUGAAUACACAUUGAAGAAAAAAUAAUAA